CCAAGUCUUUUUUCCUUCGUAACAUCUUUUUUCUCUUUUUCUUCCCAUAGCAUUCUGACUCAUACCCAAAUUAUUUAUUGUUUGUCUACGAAAGCAGUGAAAAAAAAUGACAGUGGAGCUUAUGGGGUUCCCCAAAAUGGAGGAACAGAAGGCAAUUCAAGAAGCUGCCUCCGAAGGCCUCAAGGCCAUGGAACACCUCCUCCGUCUCCUAUCCUAUCAACCCUCUCACCUCCACGCUCACCACACCGACGCCACCGUUUCCAACUUCAAAAAACUCAUCUCCUUACUCAGCCGCCGCACCGGCCACGCCCGUUUCCGUCGCGCACCUCUCCCUUCCCCGCCACCGGCUAACCCGGUCACCCUCCACCAACCUCCCUCCACCUUCGUCCCUUCGCACUCCCAGUCUCUAACCCUCGAUUUCACAAAACCUAGCAUUUUCGCCUCCAACGCCAAAUCCAUGGACCUCCAAUUCUCUAAAGAAACCUUCAGCGUCUCCUCCAACUCCUCCUUCAUGUCCUCCGCCAUCACCGGCGACGCCAGUGUCUCUUACGGCAAACUAGGAUCCUCCCUCUUCCUCACUCCUCCGCCAGUCUCAGCCGGAAAACCUCCUCUCUCCUCCGCUCCGAUCAAGAAGAGGUGUCACGACCACCGCGAACACUCCGACGAGAUCUCCGGGAAACUCUCCGGCUCCAGCAAGUGCCACUGCACUAAGAGAAGGAAGAAUCGAGUGAAGAAAACGGUAAGAGUUCCGGUGAUCAGUUCGAAGAUCGCCGAUAUUCCGCCGGACGAGUACUCGUGGAGGAAGUACGGGCAGAAGCCGAUCAAGGGAUCGCCGUACCCGAGGGGGUAUUACAAGUGCAGUAGCGUUAGAGGGUGUCCGGCGAGGAAACACGUGGAGCGUGCUCCGGACGAUCCGACGAUGUUGAUUGUGACAUAUGAAGGGGAGCACCGGCACUCGAUGCAGGAGAACAUUUCCGGGGGAGUGGGUUUGGGAUUCGAGUCAACGUGAGGGUGGUUGCAAUGUAAAUCUGACAUUAUUAAAAGAAAAGAUUAUAUUACAGGGGAAUCUUAAUCUUCUCCCACCAAAGUCUUCUUAUUCAACUUUUUGAAAGUAGUUUGGAGCCAAGUGUGAAUUAGAAGGGUAGUUUGUUUAGUGGGAAUGGUAAAAGGUCCCAAUCCAAGUUGAUGCCUCGGAAUGGGAAAAAUGGAAUGACGUUUAAACUCCAUUCUCUUCCCUUCUUUGCGAUCCACUUAAUUGCGCACACAAGCGUUUCAUUUCGUCAAGUUAAUAUCUUGCAAAUCAAAUUUUAAAACUAGUUUCAGUUCUUUUUUGGUAAA
Glycine soja is the source of this 1338-nucleotide messenger RNA. RefSeq names its product probable WRKY transcription factor 17. The transcript has 3 exons. NCBI's taxonomy places the organism in Eukaryota, Viridiplantae, Streptophyta, Magnoliopsida, Fabales, Fabaceae. Gene Ontology annotation, molecular function: DNA-binding transcription factor activity; sequence-specific DNA binding. Gene Ontology annotation, biological process: regulation of DNA-templated transcription. The record is from RefSeq and is a predicted model, not a curated record. The coding region runs from base 107 to 1009 and encodes 300 amino acids.